Carassius carassius (crucian carp) is the source of this 710-nucleotide messenger RNA. Its product is annotated as soluble scavenger receptor cysteine-rich domain-containing protein SSC5D-like. The transcript has 2 exons. The record is from RefSeq and is a predicted model, not a curated record. Gene Ontology annotation, cellular component: membrane. The coding region runs from base 122 to 703 and encodes 193 amino acids. Lineage: Eukaryota; Metazoa; Chordata; Actinopteri; Cypriniformes; Cyprinidae.
AUGCUCAGUUGGGAUGAAACAACUGGGUUUUUGAGGCAUUAUCUGUGUUUUCUUAGGAGUCAGGCUGGUUGGAGUUUCUCGCUGCUCUGGGAGGUUAGAGAUACUUCAUGACCAGACGUGGAUGUCAGUGUGUGACGCUGUCUUUGACCAGCAGGAUGCAGAGGUUGUGUGUAGAGAGCUGGACUGUGGGGCUCCUUUACAGGUGCUGGGAGCAGCUGCUUUUGACAAAGGAGACACUCAGAUGUGGACACAAGAGAUUCAGUGCAGAGGAAAUGAGUCUCAGAUUCACCUCUGCCCAACAUCAUUCAGAUUUACACCAAAAUACAACUGUUCAAAUAAAAACAGCAUUGGACUACUGUGUACUGACCUAGUAAAUGUGAGGUUGGUUGGUGGUCACAGUCGCUGUGCUGGUAGAGUGGAGGUUCUUCACAGAGGUCAGUGGGGAACAGUGUGUGGUUUUGGCUGGGAUUUGGUUGAUGCUGCAGUGGUGUGUAGAGAGUUAAACUGCGGAGAACCUGUAGAUGCUCUGACUGAUGUUGAAGCUGGACCCGGAUCUGGACCAAUCUGGAUAAGUAAUGCAGAGUGUACUGGAUCUGAGUCCACACUGAAAAAGUGUGGAUCAACCACAUGUGAUUUUAAAGGUGUGUGUCAUGGUAAGAGUGCUGGAGUCAUCUGUUCAGGUAACCUAAAACUUAAUUUAUAAAAAAAAA